Messenger RNA from Corythoichthys intestinalis (scribbled pipefish), 960 nucleotides. It is a transcript of the gene pno1, whose product is annotated as partner of NOB1 homolog. NCBI's taxonomy places the organism in Eukaryota, Metazoa, Chordata, Actinopteri, Syngnathiformes, Syngnathidae. Gene Ontology annotation, cellular component: nucleolus. Gene Ontology annotation, molecular function: RNA binding. Bases 113 to 829 code for a protein of 238 amino acids. The record is from RefSeq and is a predicted model, not a curated record. The transcript is spliced from 7 exons.
CCCCGCUUGGGUCUUUCUGGUUGCACGAGGACACCAUCAGCCUCCGUGCUCGCAAUUUCGCAACUCUUUACUUCAUAAUUGGACUUUUCAGGAACUCAUUUCUACCGUGGAUAUGGCGUCCAAUGAAGUAGUGGAGGAACACGAUGACGGCGACAACUUUAUAAAAGUCAAAUCUAAAAAGAGCCACAAGAGGAAACUCGACGCAGCUGAUAUGGAUACCGAGGGACCUGUAGCAAGCAAGAGGCCGCAAUUUCCACCCAUUUCUCUCGACAAACUAAGGGGGGCGGAUCAAAUGCGUAAAGUAGCCGUACCGGCUCACCGCUACACACCCCUCAAGGAGAACUGGUUAAAGAUCUACACUCCUAUCGUGGAAAACCUGCAACUUCAAAUCAGAUUCAACCUGAAAACACGCAAUGUGGAGAUUAAAACUUGCAAAGACACACAAGACAUUUCGUCGCUCACCAAAGCAGCUGAUUUUGUAAAAGCCUUCAUUCUGGGCUUCCAGGUUGAAGAUGCGUUAGCCCUCGUAAGACUGGACGAACUCUUCCUGGAAUCCUUUGACGUCACAGACGUGAAACCGCUAAAGGGCGAUCACUUGUCGCGAGCCAUCGGCAGGAUCGCCGGCAAAGGGGGGAAAACCAAAUUCACCAUUGAAAACGUCACCAAGACUCGCAUCGUGCUGGCAGACACAAAAGUGCACAUUUUGGGCUCCUUUCAAAACAUUCGAAUGGCCCGCACAGCCAUAUGUAACCUCAUCUUAGGAAGUCCACCUUCCAAAGUGUACGGCAACAUCCGAGUGGUCGCCAGCAGAGCUGCGGAAAGAUUUUGAACCGGUCGCAGUUUCUUCAUCCCUUUUGCAAUCGAAUGGUGAUUCAAUCAUGGACUUGAUAUCAGAUGAGAUCAUGCGAUAACGAUUUCGUUUGUGUAUAUAUAAAGAGGGCUAAUGGAAACUUUGUAGCC